AUGCAGGAAGUAGAGUACAUGGCAAGCAGCGUCGGACGGACCCACCAGAGAACCAGAGGAUCCACCGAGGGUCCAGACUGUGGGUUGAAUGUACAUAAACAGUGUUCUAAGUAUGUGCCCAAUGACUGCCAGCCAGACCUCAAGCGCAUCAAGAAAGUGUACAGCUGUGACCUUACCACACUGGUGAAAGCACACAAUACGCCAAGGCCAAUGGUUGUGGAAAUGUGCAUCCAAGAGAUUGAAAGCCGAGGCUUAAAGUCAGAAGGUCUCUACCGAGUCUCGGGUUUUACUGAGCACAUUGAAGAUGUAAAAAUGGCCUUUGAUCGAGAUGGUGACAAGACUGAUCUCUCCAGUACUACCUAUCCAGACAUAAAUAUCAUCGCUGGAGCACUGAAAUUAUAUUUCAGGGACUUACCGAUUCCAGUCAUCACAUAUGACACGUAUUCCAAAUUCAUUGAAGCAGCAAAAAUAGCCAACCCUGAUGAGAGGUUAGAAGCGAUACAUGAAGCACUGAUGCUCCUGCCUCCUGCACAUUUUGAGACCCUUAGGUACCUCAUGAUCCACCUAAAGAAGGUUACACAGAAUGAGAAAGAGAAUCUGAUGGGGGCAGAAAACCUUGGUAUUGUCUUUGGCCCGACCCUGAUGAGACCUCCAGAGGAGAAUGCCAUGACCUCCUUGAAUGACAUGCGGCACCAGAAACAAGUUGUGCACAUACUGAUACAGAAUGAAGACGUUUUAUUCUGAACAUAUGAAGGAUUGCUUUUUGCACUUUUUGCUUUGGUCGACCUGAAGCAGCAAAAGGUUUCGUAAAAACAAGUUCACUCGCUGAACUUUAGUAUCUGUGGUAGAACAGAUACAGCACAUGCCAAAUUAUUUGAUGUAGCAUAUGUCUCAUAGACGUAUGAACAUAUCUCCUUUAGAAAAGGAGCAAGGUUUCGGGGAUAAUCCAGCAAAUAUGUUUCAGUAGUUUUUU
Messenger RNA from Bufo gargarizans (Asiatic toad), 973 nucleotides. Its product is annotated as beta-chimaerin-like. Bases 1 to 744 code for a protein of 247 amino acids. Gene Ontology annotation, molecular function: GTPase activator activity. Lineage: Eukaryota; Metazoa; Chordata; Amphibia; Anura; Bufonidae. The record is from RefSeq and is a predicted model, not a curated record. The transcript has 6 exons. Gene Ontology annotation, biological process: positive regulation of GTPase activity; signal transduction.